AUGUCAUUCGAGUACACCGAAGCAGAGAAUCCCAUUUACCAGGCCACGUAUUUGGGAUUUCACCAGCAGAAUUGUAUACUGGUCAAACCAAAGGAUUGCAGUAAGGUUCCCAUCACGCUUUCCUACUGGGAACCCGAACCAUCCUACUUGAAUUGGAGGUAUCAAAGAAUGGGUGAACAAAUUAAAGAGCUGGAAGUCAAACCGGAUGACAUUUGGCUGAUGUCGUAUCCGAAGAGUGGUACCACUUGGUGCCAGGAGAUGAUUUGGCUUGUAUGCAAUGAUCUCGAUUACGAGAAAGGCAAAUCGGUCAAUCUGGGCGAUCGGUGGGCUUACUUGGAAUACGGAAGCAGAACGGACGUGGCGGAUCCCUUUCAUAAAAUCCUGUCGGCACCCUCUCCGAGGUUCAUCAAAAGCCAUCUUCCGGUUGCCCUGCUGCCAGAUCAAAUUUGGACCGUAAGGCCAAAAAUGGUCUACGUAAGGAGAAAUCCGAAAUCCGUCGCUGUAUCGUACUUUCAUCAUACGGUUUCAAUGCAGGGCUACUCGGGAACGAUGGACCAAUUUGUGCAUGCGUUCAUGAAGGAUCAGGUCCUAAACUCCCCGUACCAUGAACACGUCAUUGAGUUUCAUCAUUUGGAUUAUCCGGACAACCUACUGCUUCUUUGCUUUGAGGAUAUGAAGAAGGAUCUAAAGAGCACCCUGAAACGGGUAUGCGCUUUCUUCAACCAAUCGUUCUCAGACGAGCAGCUGGACAAAUUGGCACAGCAUCUUUCGUUUGACUCAAUGAAAGACAACAAGGAGGUCAAUUAUAGCGGAUUCACCGAGCGGGUGCUGCAAGCGUCGAAACGUGAUGCUAAGCUGACGGAUCCAAAUUACAAGUUUAUGCGGCGAGGAGAAGCGGAGGGAUGGAAGAAGGAGCUCGAUCAGGAGUUGGUGCAAGAACUAGACGAGUGGACCAAACGGAAGUUGGUGGAUCCAGAGAAUCGGAAGCUUUUUCCUUGCAGCACCUACUAG
Molecule: messenger RNA, 1011 nt
Organism: Ochlerotatus camptorhynchus
Lineage: Eukaryota; Metazoa; Arthropoda; Insecta; Diptera; Culicidae
Product: luciferin sulfotransferase-like
Exons: 4
Coding region: 1-1011 (336 amino acids)
Biological process (GO): sulfation
Cellular component (GO): cytoplasm
Molecular function (GO): sulfotransferase activity
Source: RefSeq, a predicted model, not a curated record